Drosophila innubila is the source of this 3268-nucleotide messenger RNA. RefSeq names its product U1 small nuclear ribonucleoprotein 70 kDa (gene snRNP-U1-70K). Gene Ontology annotation, molecular function: mRNA binding; U1 snRNA binding. Lineage: Eukaryota; Metazoa; Arthropoda; Insecta; Diptera; Drosophilidae. Gene Ontology annotation, biological process: mRNA splicing, via spliceosome. The coding region runs from base 207 to 1586 and encodes 459 amino acids. The transcript has 3 exons. The record is from RefSeq and is a predicted model, not a curated record. Gene Ontology annotation, cellular component: U2-type prespliceosome; U1 snRNP; precatalytic spliceosome.
UGAACUUAAUCCGAACGACAAAGUGCAGAAAAGUGAAAAAUAUAUUUUUCAGUCAGAAAAUAUUUUGUUAGUAAGUAAAUCGUUUAAGCCGCCAAUAGCUUGAUUAAAGUAUUGGCACUUUAAUCAAGUGCGCCACUCGAUGGAUUUAUAAAAACUGAGUUUGACGGAACGACACAAGCAAAGGUAAUACAUAAAAUUAAAAAAAAAUGACCCAAUAUCUACCGCCAAAUCUAUUGGCGUUAUUCGCCUCACGCGACCCGAUACCGUUUAUGCCGCCGGUGGAUAAGUUGCCACAUGAAAAGAAAUCACGAGGCUACUUAGGCGUCGCCAAAUUCAUGAGCGACUUUGAGGACCCAAAGGACACACCUCUGCCCAAAACGGUAGAAACACGACAGGAGCGUCUCGAGCGUCGACGCCGCGAAAAGGCUGAGCAAGUGGCUUACAAGCUGGAACGUGAAAUUGCACUGUGGGAUCCAACCGAGAUAAAGAACGCAACCGAGGAUCCGUUUCGUACGCUAUUCAUAGCGCGCAUCAACUACGACACCUCCGAGUCAAAGUUGAGGCGCGAAUUUGAGUUUUAUGGUCCCAUCAAGAAGAUCGUGCUCAUCCAUGACCAGGACUCAGGUAAACCCAAGGGCUACGCCUUUAUUGAGUACGAGCACGAACGUGACAUGCACGCGGCGUACAAGCACGCGGAUGGUAAGAAGAUAGACAGCAAGCGUGUCCUGGUGGAUGUUGAGCGAGCCCGCACCGUCAAGGGUUGGCUGCCACGGCGACUAGGUGGUGGCUUAGGCGGCACACGACGAGGUGGCAACGAUGUCAAUAUCAAGCACUCCGGCCGCGAGGACAAUGAGCGUGAGCGCGAACGCUAUCGUUUAGAGCGUGAGCGUGAAGAUCGCGAGGGUGUACGUGGUGGUGGCGCCAGCAAUGGUGUUGACUUACGCGGCGGACGCGCUGCUUACGGCGGGGCUGUCGGCGGCGAGAGGCGUCGCUCGCGUUCCCGAGAUCGCAGGGAACGUGAUCGUGACCGUGGCGGACGAGGUGUCGGUCGCUCACGGAGUCGUUCACGCGAACGCCGAAAGCGUCGUGCCGGCAGCAGGGAUCGUGACUACGACGAUUUCGAUGGACGACGCGAUCGGCGGGACAGGGAGCGUGAUCGUGAGCGCGAAAAGAAAAAGAAGCGUUCCAAGUCUCGCGAGCGUGAAUCAUCGCGUGAGCGAAGGGAUCGUAAGCGUGAGCGACGUGAUCGUGAACGGGGAGCUGCUGAUCGCAGCGGUGGAGGCGGCGGAGAUCGUGAUGUUAAGGAACGUAAACCCGAUUUCCGUGAAAUGGAUAUGGUUAAGAUUAAGGAGGAGCCCAUCGAUGACGGUUAUCCCACAUAUUCCAUUAAUGACUAUCAAAACACGGCCAUUAAACGCGAGCUGGACGAUGAGAAUGAGGAAAAGUAUCGGCCGCCAACUGCACAUCACAAUAUGUUCAGUGUGCCCCCACCCCCGAUACUUGCACGAAGCAGCAGCAGUAGCAGCAAUAACAACCCUGAUAAUGGUGGGCAAAAUGCAGGCGAUCAGUCCUGGUGGCGCCAAUGAAUUCCAGUCGUCGAUAUGCAUUGGUAAUCGAUCGAUAACUGUAACAACUUUCAGAGUUUUUUUGUGUAAUAACAAACAAUCUUGCUGCUGCAUACUAGGUAAUAACUACAAUAUAACUAUUAGAGCUGUAUAGCAAUCGAAUGACAUUUUAGUAUCGAUUGUUUUUAAAAUUAUUUAUUCAAUUGAAAAUUCAUGGCGUAAACAGUCAGUGGGACAGUGGAUGCAGUUCGGAAUCAACGAAGCGUAAGACAUUUAAUUGCUGUAAGUCCGACUUAAGCUGGGAGCACUUUUUUUCAAAUUCCUUUUAAAGUUAUGAAUACAAAACAAUAAGAAAAAAAAAACACAAAAAAACAAACAAAAAGCAAAACAGACACAAAACCGUAAAUCAACAAGAAAAUAAUUGUGCAUAGCUUAAAUACGUUUAAAUAUGUAAGUAAAUCUUAACAAUUGAAAUGAAGAGUAAGUAAAAAUAAAUCCGAUCAACAUGUGUGUUUGUUUCCCCACCUUUGGUAAGGGGGUUAAAGGGAAUCCUUUGGUGUCAAUGAGGACCCGGAUGAUGAUAUACAGGUUUAUUGGUUUAAUUCACAAAUUGAAGUGUUAAAAACAACCGACUUUAAAAACUUUGCACUAACUCGUGCCAUUUUAUUUUCUUUAUCUUGCAGUUUUCAAUAUUGAAACUCUUAAUAUUCGCAUAUUAAGAGUGUGUGACAAGACAGAGCAUAAGUAUAAAAAAAUAAUAAAAAAUAAUAAUAAUUAGUUCUGCAAAAGCCAAAAUGCUACUCCUAGAGUAUUCAAUACCUGACCCAUUUUAAAAUAAAUACAGGUAAAUCCGUUUUUACACAAAUCUCACUAAUCCAUGCCUGUUUACCGUUCUAGGCCAACACUAGAAACGUGGCCAACACGCCAGCUCAGCUUAUUCAAUUGGUGUCACAUACCUCUGUCCAAUAUCCAUGGGUCUGAGAGUAAGUUCCAAAUCGGGCAAUUCUUUUAAAAUAUGCUACAUACUGCAACUGAAGAUUGUAAGUUAUUUUUGGGCUGGUUUCUGGUAAGAUAUUUGCCCCAACUGAGUUUUUCAAGUACCGACAAAAUCAAAGAAUAUAUAUAUAUUUAAGAAAUAUUCUAUAUUCUUUAAUGGUAUGAUGGUGAGGCAUGCCCAUGGAAUGGUGACAUAUGGUGUUUAUUAAUCAAACUUACAUAUUCAAGUUGAAUAUUGUGUGUAAUCAAUUUUUGAUUUCCGAUUUAUUUCAAGAACGCUUGGUGAUUGUUUGUGUGUAAGGAAACCACACCAUGGAAUAUCAAAUUUCAAAAACAUCGCUAAGGUUUGUUUAUUGGUUCUUUUUGGUUGGCGCCUAUAACUGGUAAGGGUCCCCCUAAAGGGUUAAUUUUUUAAAGCUGUAGCUUAUGGGUAAAUUGGAUGUCAUCGUGUUCUUGUUGUUCCUAUGGAAAAGGUCGCUUAAUUCCCAAUAUAUCUUGAUCUCUUCAUCUAUUUAUUAAUGUUUAAUUGCACAUUAAAAUGAUAUGCUUCUGAGGAAAGUGUCAAUAACAGAAAACUAAAAUCAAGUUAAAUAAUGGAACUUUCCCAUUAAAUAUAUAUGAGCUGGUACGUACUUGUUGGUCGUCAGUUAAGAAGAGUUCAUACAAUUGACCAUUUUAAAUAAAGUACAUGUUUUAAUAAACUAAAA